CUUGGCUGCGUGGGGUCGGGACUGGACCAUGGCGGGCCCGGCGGGCGCUGGGCCCUGCUAUGCGCGGUGGCGGCGCGCGCUGCUGCCCCGCGGGGCGGUCGCAUUACAGUGUUACUGCCAUCUGUGUACAAAAGACAACUUUACGUGUGUGACAGAUGGGCUAUGUUUUACCUCAGUGACACGAACUGCAGACAAAGUCAUACACAAUAGUAUGUGUAUAGCACAAAUUGAUCUGAUUCCCCAAGACAGGCCGUUUGUUUGUGCCCCCUCCUCCAGAGAUGGAGUCAUUACUUUGCCUCAUUGCUGUGACAGAGACCACUGCAAUAAAAUAGAACUUCCAAUUCCAACACCAGGCCCUACUCCAGGAAAACCAGCUUCUAAUCUAGGACCUGUGGAACUGGCUGCUGUCAUUGCUGGACCUAUCUGCUUUGUCUGCAUUUCACUAAUGUUGAUUCUGUAUCUUUGUCAUAAUCGUACUGUAAUUCAUCAUCGUGUGCCAAGUGAAGAAGAUCCCUCACUGGAUCGUCCCUUUAUAUCAGAAGGAACUACUUUGAAGGAUUUAAUUUAUGAUAUGACAACUUCAGGCUCUGGGUCAGGUUUACCUUUACUUGUGCAAAGAACAAUUGCAAGAACUAUAGUACUUCAGGAAAGCAUUGGUAAGGGUCGCUUUGGAGAAGUCUGGCGAGGAAAGUGGAGAGGAGAAGAAGUUGCUGUGAAGAUCUUCUCUUCAAGAGAGGAACGCUCAUGGUUUCGCGAAGCAGAAAUUUAUCAAACAGUUAUGCUGCGGCAUGAAAACAUCCUUGGAUUUAUAGCUGCAGACAACAAAGAUAAUGGUACCUGGACUCAGCUGUGGUUGGUGUCAGACUAUCAUGAGCAUGGAUCGCUCUUUGAUUACCUGAACAGGUAUACAGUAACAGUGGAAGGAAUGAUAAAAUUAGCUUUGUCCACUGCCAGUGGUCUUGCUCAUCUUCACAUGGAAAUUGUUGGCACACAAGGCAAACCAGCGAUUGCCCACAGAGAUUUGAAAUCAAAAAAUAUAUUGGUAAAAAAAGAAUGGAGACCAUGCUGCAUUGCAGACCUAGGAACUGCAGUUAGGCAUGAUUCAGCUACAGACACAAUUGAUAUUGCCCCAAAAUCACAGAGUGGGAACAAUAGAGUUCUGGACGAUUCCAUAAAUAUGAACUAUUUUGAGUCAUUCAAACGAGCAGACAUCUAUGCAAUGGGAUUAGUGUUUUGGGAAAUAGCUCGGCGAUGUUCAAUUGGUGGAAUCCAUGAAGAUUACCAGUUGCCAUACUAUGACCUUGUUCCUUCAGAUCCUUCUGUUGAAGAGAUGAGGAAAGUUGUGUGUGAGCAGAAGUUAAGGCCCAAUAUUCCAAACAGAUGGCAGAGCUGUGAGGCAUUACGAGUAAUGGCAAAAAUUAUGCGGGAAUGCUGGUAUGCCAAUGGAGCUGCUAGGCUAACAGCUUUGCGCAUUAAGAAAACAUUAUCGCAACUUAGUCAACAGGAGGGGAUAAAGAUGUAAUCCUGGAUUUUCCAAUGAAGAAUACUGUAAAAAUCCAUAUCUGCACCAGAGUGGCGUGUUAAGAAGGUUAAUUGUUCUACCUCAUUGGGUGAACAGAAGGACAUUGCUGCCUUUCAGUAAUUCAUAGGAACGUCACUUCUUAGCAUUUUUGUGGACAUGCUAAACAGUUGUGUUAGGUCCUUUCUGUGCACUAUGAACCUCUUUCCCAGGUUACUUACAAAACAUUGUGUAGUCUAGUUUUAUUUUUAUUAACCGUUAAAUCUUUGCUUGAAAAGUUGAUGGCCUGUCUUAACUUGUAAUUAACUGUGCUUAAAAAAAAAAAAAAAAAAGGUCACUUUGGAAAUGGAACUGAUUCACAAUAUUGUUCUAGAGUGCAUUGAUGGCUCUUUAAGAAACUUUUUUCCUGGCUGGUACAUUGACUCUUCUGAACCACUGUCACAGUUCUUUCAGAUUGUCAGUGUACCGUUGGAUUAUACUUUGCUAGCUAUUAAAGUAGUAUACUGUUUUUGACUUUUACCUUGAUUUAGAACUUGACCUCAUUCAGUUGUGGGAACAUAAUUUAUGCAACUAAACUUUAUAGAUGUUUAUUGGGUUUUUUCCACCUUUUCAGAACAUUACAUUGCCUUCAAGAUAGAUUGUAUAAUACCAGUAAGUGCCACUUUUGAGUCUUUCAAUGCAGAACAGUAGGAGUCUACAAAGCCUAUGGUACUUUUGGUUUCAAAAAUAAAAAUUAGAAGUCGACUGUUCCUUUGCCUAGCUAAGAUCUAGUUCAGACUCAUUUUAGCAAGUGAGUACGUAGUUUGUGGAAUACUUUCAACGCUACCAAAAUUUGACUCUUUAAACCACUAUACAAGUUUUAAAUAGUGUAAGCUAUUCACUGUCUUCUUUUGUAAUUGUCAAGUUAUGAGUCAUAAUUUUAUAUAAUACUUAUCAAGUGGUACUUCUAAAAUGCUUGAAGAACCUAUCUACUUCGAAAACUAGCCAGAGUAGUAAGAUGUUCUUAAUAGAGAUCUUGCUCCACUAAAUCAAAUAUGAAAAGCACAUUUUCUCUGCGGUUCUGCAGAGUAUUAAGGCUCAAAGAACAAUAUUUGCAAUUAAACAAGGAUUAAGUGCACCUGUAAUUAGAGAGAAAUUAUUUGAGCUUUCAUACUAGAAAGUUCAAAGCUGCUUAUAAAUUUUAUGUGCAUAUAGUUUGUGUGUGCCUCAUACGCAGAAGGUGAUGGGCUGCAGGUCUUUGGAUACAAAUAUAUGGGGAUUCCAGCAAUCCUCUUCAUUGUUACAAGAACAAAGCUUAUGGUGGCUGUGUUGUCAUAAGAACACAGAAGAACAUGCAUGGCUUUAGUAAAGAUACGCUCCAAGAUCUUAAGGAUAUCACAAGAUUUUCACAAACUUGUUAAUAAAUUUAAUUGCUUCCUGCCUGAAUAUACAACUUCUAGAGGGGAUUGGAGGAAUUAACAUGGAAAAUUCUCUUUUAAAAACUGCUGUUAUCAUUAAUAUCCAAAGCACGCAGUAAUAUUUUGGUGUGUAAAUGUGCCUGGUAGUUAAUAUGCCGCCUAACCUCCUGCUCUCCAGAACACCAUCCUAUUAGGCAACCUUAACUGCUUCCUUUUUUGUUCUUCAGCGUACAAUCCACUGAGUUUUUCACAACACUAGUAGCAGUGGCAGAGUGGUUGCUAAGGGGAACAUAGCCUGAAUUGUAUUCUGUGAUCUGAAAUAUGUGGUAGUUAAUGCAGCAAGAUGGAUGGGUCCCAGUAAGAACAGACUGUAUGGGUGACAUUAAGACUUAGUCAUGCUAAGCUUUAGCACAUCAGUAACUCUUAGGUGUUUCCAAAUUCUUAGUGCGUGCUUGGAGACAGCUUUAAAUGAUGUGGGAAUUACAGACCUUCGGAAGUUGAACUGAAAAUAAUGAAAUGCUUUAUUCAACCACCUUUAUGGAUGAGUUUAUUCAUACUGGAAGAUGGCAUCCAGGAGAAGAGGAAAAUAUAAGAGAAAUUCUUAGAAAACAGUUGGAUUUAAACACAUGUACAGCUGUCACACUUAUGGUUUUUGGCAUUAUCUGACUAGUUAGGCUUAUGUGUUUCAUGCCUCUAUCAAUUAAAGCUGAAUCAAAAAAUUACUUGGCUAUUUUAAAUAAACUAUGCCUUUUUGCAAAUGGACAGUUGUGCACCAGAGUUUUUCAAUUAUGACUGCUCUAAAAUGAUUGAAUGUAACUAAACUCCCAAGUGUUACCUACUUGGCAGGCCUUGUUAACAAGUUCUGUGUACCUAGACAAUAUUUAAAGAAAACAGAUCAGCAUGAAAAUAGUAUUUACUCUGUCACCAUGCUAAUUUCAAAGGCCUCCUAUGUAAACAAUUUUUUAACUGUGUUAAAUUUUGCAUUUUUCGUAGAUGUACCUGGAUCUUUACCAUAGAUCCAUAUGGGAUAGUUUGUACUUUAGAAUCAUCAGGCUACUGGCACACUUCAGAUCUUCAUAGUAAUUUUGAUGGUAACUUGAGAAAGCUUCCGAUAUAAUUAAUCAAAUAAUUUCAUUAGUGGCUUUUUUCAGCACAUACAAAACUUCAUCACCAUAAUGUUUAGAAUUGUAAAAUGUAAGGAGCAGUUCUAUUGCAUUUGAAAGAGAAUCUGUGGCAGCUGAACAGCAUCAUGGUAUACAGGUUGUUUCGUCAGCUGUGCAGUGGUUUGUUACACCGGUCUUGUCUCAACCACCUUCAUUCUCCUGAAUUGCUAGCAGCUAUUCUUGCAUUGCUCUAGUUUUUCACUUUGUAAUAGAAGCUUGCGAAAAGAAAGCUCUGUAAGGAUGCUUGAUACAGUGUGUGACAUUAAGAAAGUUAUUUUGGAACAACCUUAUUCAUAUUGGAAUACAGAACAGGAAAAUUCUGAAUAGAGCUAUAUGUAUACUCAGUUCUGACACCACAACUUCAAGCUUUGUUCUUCUUUCCAUUAUAUAAAUUUAACACCUUUUACAAAGGCUGUGUCUGUAUAUAUUAUGUAACUUUAAGUGUUACCUGUGUAAGAUCAUAUCUUUUAUAUAUGGACACAGGUACACAUAAGUAUUUUUUAAAUUAUGAUUGUAAUAUCACCAGAUCUGCUCUUGGAAAUCCAGGGGGACCAAAAUAUUUUAGCAUUCAAAAUAUUAAUUUUGUAUCAUUUCAAGUAUAUACCAAAACAGUUUCUGAUGAAUACUGAUGCAAAUGUUUAUUGUAAAUAUUACAUACAUUCUACAUUCACUUAAGUUUUGUCAGUUUAAUCAAUCUGACAUUUUAUUAGCAUUGAAGCCUCAGUUUGGUUUGCAGAUGUGAGACCAGGUGGAUAUGGACAUGGAAAAUAAGGAGCCUUGAAAGUGGUCUGAUGCUGAAAAGACCAAAAUGUUGGUUAUGGAAUGCUGGAAUUCUUCAGGGACCUUCUGACCUUUGAAGCUGGAACUCCAGGAUAUUUCUUAAGCUGAAUUUCCAAGUGUGACACUAUCACGCUCCAAUGGUUCCACUUGUAAUCCUAAGAAAGACUUUGUAUAUAGAGUAUAGACUUUGGGAUUGACUGUAUGGGGACAUGAAGGUGUCAAAAUAAGAGGCUAUUUUAUUAUUAUUUUUUUUUCUGUAAUGGUUCUGAGGGUGAUUGCCAUGAAAUUCACAUUUUAGUUAGUUCCUUGUUUAUAUCGUGCCAUUAAAUCGAUUGCAAGGUGUUAAUCUUUUUAUUUUUUUAAAAAAAAACAACAAACAACCCACAACUUCACCAUAUCAGUUGCUUUAAACGCAGAUUACCUCUUAAAAGACAAAGGUACAUUUACCUCAUAUGUAUAUAAUGUUUAAUAUUUUUCAGAACAUUGUCCAAGUUUGCAGUUACCUAUAUUUCUAGAAACAUGUAUUACGAAAUUUACAACUUCAGCGGUACUAAUUGUAUUAUCUGGUGCCCCAAAACACUUUCACUUUCUGUGUCUUUAUUGUAUUAGCAAAUUUGCUGCUUUGUCACUGUAGCACCUGCCACUACAUAGCUGUGUAGAUACUGCCUUGUACAUUUUACUUUUUGGAUGAUUUGAGAAUUGUACAGACAAGUGUCACUUUUUUAAACCUUACAAAAAUGUGUAUUUCCCAUACAUUUCUGAAAAUAUGUAUUCUAUUUGUAGAGUAUACAUUUCAAUGGGAUGUAAAUAGGACAGUAGAAAAGUGGAUGCUUAUGUUAAGUGCUAACACUACAGUAGAGAGAUUAAAGCAGUGAAAAUAAAUAACUUUUUUCAAAA
Molecule: messenger RNA, 5756 nt
Organism: Cuculus canorus (common cuckoo)
Lineage: Eukaryota; Metazoa; Chordata; Aves; Cuculiformes; Cuculidae
Product: TGF-beta receptor type-1
Biological process (GO): nervous system development; activin receptor signaling pathway; protein phosphorylation
Cellular component (GO): plasma membrane; activin receptor complex
Molecular function (GO): activin binding; SMAD binding; ATP binding
Source: RefSeq, a predicted model, not a curated record